GGGUUGCCAUUAGCCCAGAGCAGCCGUCCCGCAGCCAUCUGGAUGACGACGGGCUGACGCUGCACACGGACGCCAUCCAGCAGAGGCUAAGGCAGAUCGAGGCGGGACACCAGAUGGAGGUGGAGACUCUGAAGAAACAGGUGCAGGAGCUGUGGAGCCGCCUGGAGAAUCAGCAGCACGCCGGCUCCCACAGGAUCAACGGAGACAUGGGAGACGAAGUGACCUCAAUGACAGACUCUGAGUACAACCUGGACCCCAACUGUUUGUCGCGCUGCAGCACAGAGCUUUUCUCCGAGGCCAGCUGGGAGCAGGUGGACAAGCAGGACACUGAGGUGACUCGCUGGUACCCAGACCAUUUGGCAGCCCAGUGUUAUGGCUGUGAGAGCAGGUUCUGGCUCGCCACCAGGAGGCAUCACUGCAGUGGCAGGGAGCCUGUCCAGGAGGUCUGGUGAGAUCCGGCUCCCCUGUCCCUUCACCUUCCACCCUUUUUAACCUGGCAUCGCUGCACCUCCCUCCUCCUAAUCCUCAACCCCCCUUUCCCCUCCCUGCUCCUUCCCCUCCUCACCUGUUGCAUCGGGUAUUCCCUUCAUUCUGUUGUAGUUGUCAGCAAAUUCUCAGGGAAAUUUCUCUUCAUUUCUGAGAUGUAUUGACUUGAGUGUGCGUCCUGCUGCGCCAACGUGUUUCCAUUUGGCGGUUUUAAUUGGCUGUGCGUAAGCACGGUGCUGUCAGUGAGAGGGCUGUGAUUGGUCGAGGGCUGAUUGUUUAGAUCAGAUUUCCAGAUCAGAAAAAUUCUAAUCUUAAAAAAAAAAAAAAAAAAAAACUUUCCUCAAGUUCCUCAACCCUCCUCCUGCCUUAGCACCACAUCAGCACCCUACCAUCCCACCACCCUCAACACACAACGCAGCAGCAUGCUGCCCCAAACCAGCCAUCUGCAUCUCACCUCCCAGCAGCACAGCAUGGUACUGGAGACCACUCAGUCCACCUGGUGGUGUGAAAAAGGCUGGAGACUCAGAGUGAAUUAUUUUUUUAUUUAUUUUUUUCUGCUCAGGGUGAGUACAGAUAGUUAGUUAGAAGAGGCCGCUGUAUGUGUUAGUGUGUGAGCAUGGCCUUACAUCUUAAUCUGAGCAUGGGUAUCGGAAACCUUCAGUGUGAGCUGCCUUCCUGUUUAGUGAUGGUUAACGUGUUUUUUAAUGGGCUGAAUAAUUAAGUUAGCACCGCUGAGUGUUAGAGCACCUUUUCUAACCCGGCAUGUAGUGCAACAUCACAGCAGAGUUGACCUGAGUUUUGCUCAGAACUCUCAUUCCUUCUUUCCACCUGUUUUUAUCAUGCGUCCAAGGCAUAGACUGUAUAUAAAGAUGGACUACCCAUCUUCACUUCUUCCCACUGUACAAAAGUGAAGCCAAAAUAUCCCGGAUACAGCCGCUUCCAUCUUGUAACUUUGGAUCGGGCGGUAUGAAAGUUCUGCCCAUACACCCGCAUGACCAAUCCCGAGUCAAUCACAGCUGUCAAUCAUGACGUUUCUCCCGAAUACAGUACCAGUCAAAAGUUUGGACACAAUUAACUCAUUCACUUGAAUGGGAAAGCGUGCCCAAACUUUUAUUAGUUUGGCCCAAAUCCCAUUUGCUUACAUUGAGUGGGCGGGAUUUAUGACUUAUACUGCAGCGGAAUCGAGAUGUUUUGGCUUCACUUAAACUGUCUAUGCAUCAACCCCUGGUCCAAGGUGAUCGGAUUGUAAUCGGAUGGAGCAACAACAGCAAAAUAAUUAUCUGGAAAUCCGUUUGUUCACAGGAGAUACAUUUUGACAUCAGCAUCCGGUUCUUUAAAUGUGGUUUAACUGAAUCAGGCUAACAGGAUGUUAGCCGGCUAAAAUGAUCCCGUUAGUUCUCAUCAACUUGGUCCUUCGAACACUAUCAGAGGUUUGAAGUCUUUGAUGGAGUCAUGUUGAAUAAUAGUGCGCUCUUAUUUUGAAAUAAGGACAACAUUAUCAAUGUAGUUCAUGUGAUUGUUUUUAUGACUGGCUGAAAUGGCACUAAAGCUACAGACACCGUUAACCUGCUGAGCAGCUGCAGUGGAAAUGUGCCAAGUCUGGUGAUAUUCUACAUUUCUAGAGAGCUCCACUGUUCUCCAGAAACUUUUGAAAACCCAUCAAUGAGACGUUGCACUGGGUGACAUUUUGACAACUGUAGUUCAUUUCAGUUCAUCUCACACCAUCCUGCUGAUGUAAAUACUCACUUGUGCUCCAAAUAUGUAUUAAUCCACAGCUGAAAAUAUUGCUACAAAAAUUCCCUUUUUACUCCUGUACAUUUGCUAAAAACUACUGUGCCCGGUUGUUAAACAGAAUAGUUCACCCAUUUAAAAAAAUCUUCAGAAUAGGACAGAUUGACUAACAUAUUGUUGGUUUGGGAUUAUUGCUUGCCUUAUCCUUUUUCCUAAAGCCGAGCAACAUUAAAAAACACAAAAAACACAUUUUAAGUGUGCAAUAAACCCCUUCCAAGAUCUGUCAUGAAGCAGAAUAAACUUGAAAAUGUAUUUCUGUGUGUAAUUUACCUGCAAUGACAAUGAAUGAUAGAUUAUUUCAAUCCAACUGUACUCUACAAUUUGUAAAUUUCUUCCAAUUGUGUGUUAAAAUGGCAAAUCCCCAUCAAAAUGUCAUAAAUAACCACCACGUUUUUGAGUCAUUUGUAUCGGAAAAAUAAGCUGAUGUAUGAAACUUUUAAAGGGGUAGAAAAGUCAUCCAGAUAACGACCAAUGAGCCUGCACUUUUGCAGCUCUAGAUAAACCUGCUUUGAAUAUAUUUGAAAUGAAGCGAACUCCGUUUUUGCAUGUACGAAGAACAGGGCCCGGUGCAAAUGUAAAGGAGUAGAAUUGCAUGCAAAGGAGACGCAUGGUAACUGUAGGUGUAAAGCGGCUCCGUCUGAGAGUCCAGUUGGUGACCUGUCCGUGUCUCCCUGCAGGAACUGCGGUAACGUGUUCUGUGCCAGCUGUUGCGACCAGAAGAUCCCAGUGCCAAGCCAGCAGCUGUUCGAGCCCAGCCGCGUCUGUAAGACCUGCUACGGCAGCCUCAAGCUCAGCCCGGCUCC
Molecule: messenger RNA, 3080 nt
Organism: Perca fluviatilis (European perch)
Lineage: Eukaryota; Metazoa; Chordata; Actinopteri; Perciformes; Percidae
Product: myotubularin-related protein 3-like
Exons: 4
Coding region: 114-452 (112 amino acids)
Source: RefSeq, a predicted model, not a curated record